UAGCUCAACAUUCAAAGUAGUAACUAUCGCUGGUGCCACUGGUCUUUUAGGAUUCAAUAUAGCAGAUGCUUUUUUGAAUGAUGGUUCUUAUAAAAUUAAGAUUCUUCGACAGAAACCAGAGUCCGAAAAUAAGAAUGCCAGUUUGUUGGCUUCCAAAGGUGCUGAAAUUAUUUAUGUAGACUACAAUGACAAGAAUGAUCUUGUUAAAGCCCUUAAAGGAACAGAUGUCGUUAUCUGUGCUAUAGGUGGCCACGAAUUUAUCCCUCCUCAACGUGCUCUUUUGGUUGCUGCGAAAGAAGUUGGUGUAAAGAGAUUCAUCCCAUCUGAAUUUGGUGCUGACAUUUACGCGAUAAC
Racocetra persica is the source of this 354-nucleotide messenger RNA. The record is from the annotation of a GenBank genome assembly. NCBI's taxonomy places the organism in Eukaryota, Fungi, Glomeromycota, Glomeromycetes, Diversisporales, Gigasporaceae.